Messenger RNA from Olea europaea var. sylvestris, 1593 nucleotides. Its product is annotated as phosphopantothenate--cysteine ligase 2-like. The transcript has 10 exons. NCBI's taxonomy places the organism in Eukaryota, Viridiplantae, Streptophyta, Magnoliopsida, Lamiales, Oleaceae. Gene Ontology annotation, biological process: coenzyme A biosynthetic process. The record is from RefSeq and is a predicted model, not a curated record. Gene Ontology annotation, molecular function: phosphopantothenate--cysteine ligase activity. Gene Ontology annotation, cellular component: nucleus; cytoplasm. Bases 328 to 1311 code for a protein of 327 amino acids.
AUCAAUUGGAGAAAUUUCUUGAAACCCCACAUCCAUCCGCCUCAGCCAUCAGCCAUCGCCACCGACCGCCGGAGAAUAGUCACUAAUUUUGCACUUAAAUUUUGGCGGCAAAUGACGGCAAUUUGUGUCUCAUAUCCAAUUUCUGUAUAUAAUACAGAUAACUGCAUCUAAUCCUUUACGGCUUAUGUAUUAUUGUGGAGCCAACUAACUUUCUUAAGUAAAAUUAAAAUCCUAUAUUGGAGGAUUUCAUAUUAAUAGGUACUGCUAGUUUGGACAAUAUUAGUUUUUGUUAUUUUGUGGAUUAAAUUAAGGAUUCUGCGUGUUCCAAUGGAUGAAAUUAAGGAUUCAGCGUAUUUCCAAGAUUCACCAUGUACAGAAAUCAAGUCCUUCUUUGACACAGCUCCUCCUCUAAAGGAUGUUAUUGAAAUCAACAGAAAACUAGAGGAGUUUAAAAAAAGGAAUCAUUCAUCAUCAGAGCACAAAAGAAGUAGGAGGGUGGUUUGUAUUACAUCUGGUGGGACAACUGUUCCUUUGGAGCAGCGAUGUGUUCGUUACAUUGACAACUUCAGCUCAGGUCACAGAGGAGCUGCAUCUACAGAAUACUUUUUGAAGGCUGGAUAUUCUGUAAUAUUUCUCUAUAGGAGGGGAACCUGCCAGCCAUAUUGUAGGUCUCUUCCGGAUGAUCUGUUGCUUGAAUGUUUUGACAUUACUGAUGAAUUAAAUAUUGGAGUGAAUCCUGGGGAUGUUGAAGCAGUGAAGAGAGCCGUCAGUGAACAUCAUUCUGCAGUUAUCAAAGGCAAUUUGUUGAAACUUCCCUUUACAACAAUUUUUGAGUAUCUCCAGAUUCUACAGUUGAUUGCAUUAUCAAUGAGGAGCCUUGGAUCAAGUGCUAUGUUCUAUCUUUCAGCUGCAGUUUCUGACUUUUACGUUCCAUGGGAGGCCAUGAUGGUGCAUAAAAUUCAGUCCCAUACUGGUCCUCUGGACAUGCGGCUUGCUCAAGUCCCUAAGAUGCUCUUAGCGCUGAGGAAAGAUUGGGCACCUCUGGCCUUCUGCAUAUCAUUCAAGCUGGAGACAGAUACAGAGAUUCUUCUGGAGAAGGCUGAUAUGGCCCUUACAAAGUAUAACAUGCAUAUGGUCGUGGCCAAUGAGCUUUUAACCCGUAAAGAGGAAGUUAUAGUCGUCUCUAAGAGUGGAAAUAUCACAGUUUGCCGAGACAAGAACCAAGAUGAUUCCCAAAAGGAUGUAGAGAGCCCGCUGAUCGAACUCAUUGUGGAUCGACAUUCUGAAUAUAUCAAAGAUUUGGGCUCUUGAUUUCAGCCAAACAUUUGAUGGGCAGCAAAAAUUGCGGCCUCCUGUCCGGAUGCUGACAUUUCGAUUCAAGCAAUAUGUUUGUUUCACAUAGUAACAAGCCUUGGUUAAAUUAGUUAAUUUAAAUAUAGAAACACUUGGAUGAAAUAUGUAGCAUCGACUUUUGUUCUAGAAGAAGUCGUGCUUUUUGUUAAUAUUUCAGUUGGUUAUGUUCUGUAACUAAUGCAAUUGGUAAAGGAAGUUUUUAUCACUAAUCUUAGACGAUAUAAUACUGUCUUUGAUGAA